This is a messenger RNA of Capsaspora owczarzaki ATCC 30864, 723 nucleotides long. RefSeq lists its product as hypothetical. Gene Ontology annotation, cellular component: nucleus. The record is from RefSeq and is a predicted model, not a curated record. Lineage: Eukaryota; Filasterea; Ministeriida; Capsasporidae. Bases 1 to 723 code for a protein of 240 amino acids. The transcript is spliced from 7 exons. Gene Ontology annotation, molecular function: histone H2A acetyltransferase activity; histone H4 acetyltransferase activity; protein N-terminal-serine acetyltransferase activity.
AUGAAAACGCCCAAGGGAUUGAGGGAGCACCAGAAGCUGCUCGAUCUCGCCAAUGCAAACACGAGCUAUCUGGACAAGCUCAAGCCAUUCUCCAAGUUCAACCGCAACGGGCUCGAUGUUGCACUCUCAACGCGCCACGCGAGCGAGCUGUCCAAGGAGGACAUGGAAUUCUGCUUCAACUUGACAAAGACGAACAUGGAGACAAUCCGGUCGCUGACAAGCGCUGUCGAUGAUUUCCGUACGUGCACUGCUUUGCUGAAAAGGUAUAAUGCGAGCAGCUGGGGUUGGAGCGACCAGCGCAAGCGAACCGAGCUGAAGGAGGACACGGCACGAUUCUUGCUAGCACGAAGCCAAUCGUCUGCUGACGGUGCGCCUGGCCAGCUCGUGGCGUUUGUGCACUUUCGAUUUGACUUUGAAAGCACCGCCGACGAGGCCCAAAUACCCGUGAUUUAUUGUUAUGAGAUUCAACUAUCAGAGCCUGUCCAACGGAAGGGACUGGGCAAGUUCAUGAUGCAAAUCAUCGAACUGAUUGGCAUACAGGAGAAGAUGCUCAAGAGCAUGCUGACCGUUUUUCAAGCCAACACUUCCGCCAUUAAAUUCUAUCGCACCAUACUAAACUACGAAAUUGACGAAAUUUCACCGAGUCAGUGCGACGAUGACGAAGCCGAUUAUGAGAUUUUGAGCAAGCGGUUGCCGCAUCGCGCAUCGCUCACCGGAAAGUGA